AUGCGCGCCCGCGCGCCGCGCAUCGGCGCCGCGAGGUCCGCGGGAGUCCAGCCGUGCCCGCGCGUCGUCGCCCCGAACGGCCGCCGGCGCCCGGUGCGUUGCGCCGCGGCGGGCGCCCCGGACGACCCGUACGCGGCGCUGGACAGGACCCCAAAGACGCUCACCUUACGAAUCGGCGAGAGCGAGGUCACCGUCGAGACCGGUCGCAUCGGCCGCCAGGCCAACGGCGCGGUCAUGGUCACCGAGGGCGAGACUGUGAUUUACGCCACCAUCUGCGCGGGGCGCGACGUCACCGCCGACGGGGGCUUCGUCCCGCUGACCGUCAACUACCAGGAGCGGUACAGCGCGGUCGGCCGGACCGCGGGCGGCUACCGCAAGCGCGACGGCGGCGUGCGCGAGAACGAGACCCUCAUCGGGCGACUCGUGGACCGACCGCUCCGUCCGAUGAUCCCAAAGGGGUGGGCCUACGACACGCAGAUCCUCGAGUGGGUGCUCUCGUACGACGGCGCACGAAGCACGGACGCGCUCGCCAUCACCGCCGCCAGCUGUGCCGCGGCAAUCUCGGACGUCCCGCUCAAGAAACCCAUCGCCGGCGUGCGCGUGGGUUUGUUACCGGGAGAGACGGAGCCCCUCAUCAAUCCCACGUGCGAGCAGAUGGAGCGUUCGAGGCUGGACCUCGUCCUCGCCGGCACCGAGGACGCGGUGAUGAUGAUCGAGGGGUUCGGCGAUUUCCUCACCACGCAGGAGAUGCUCUACGCCAUCGAGAAGGGCCACGAGGCGGUGGCGAACGCGUGCAGGGACAUCGACGCCUGGGCCAAGGACGUCGGCCGAGUCAAGAACGAAGCCGCCGUCCUCGUCGCGCCCGAGGGGGUCGACGACGCGGUGCGGGCGCUCGUCGGCGCGGAGCUCGCGGAGGCGAUGGCGAUCAGCGUGAAGCAGACGCGCGGCGCCGCAGUGGAGGGCAUCCGCGCCAGGGCGAUCGAGUCAUUGGCGGGCGGCGACGACGCGAAGUUCACGGUAAGCGCGGUUCGACGUCCCGCUCAAAGUUUGCGUUUUGCGUUUUGCGCUUUGCUCCUCUUUUCCCUCUUCCCCCCGGGGCCCCGGGCUUUUUCGCGUCCGUUCGUCCGUCUCCCCCCCCCGGCACUCGAAAAUGACGUGAGGCUCGCGUGCGGUCGGUGCGAGUCGAACGCGCUGCGCUCCAUGAUCCGCGCGAACGGCGUGCGGCAAGACGGGCGCGACACCAAGACGGUCCGCCCCAUCACCUGCUCCGGCGGCCUCCUCCCGAGAACUCACGGGUCCUCCCUGUUCACCCGCGGGGAGACCCAGGCGAUCGCGGCGGCGACUUUGGGGGGAGCGACGGAUGCGCAGAAGGUUGACGGCCUCGGCAACGACAAGGACAGGAGGUUUUACCUCCACUACUUCUUCCCGCCGUCCUCGGUGGGCGAGACCGGUCGCGUGGGAGCGGCCAGUCGCAGGGAGGUGGGCCACGGGAACCUCGCGGAGAGGGCGCUCAUGCCGGUCAUCCCCCCGUACGACGAUUUCCCCUUCACCGUGAGGCUGGAGUCCACAAUCACGGAGAGCAACGGGAGCUCGUCGAUGGCGACGGUGUGCGCCGGGUCGCUCGCGCUGCAAGACGCGGGGGUGCCAAUCACACGGAAAGUUGCGGGCAUCGCCAUGGGUCUCAUCCUCGGCGACGAGUCCGCGGGCGAAGCUCCCGUGAUCCUCACCGACAUCCUCGGAAGCGAGGACGCCCUGGGAGAUAUGGACUUCAAGGUGGCGGGCGACGGCGACGGCAUCUCCGCUUUUCAGAUGGACAUCAAGGUCGAGGGCAUCACCCUCGCCGUGCUGCGCGAGGCGUUGGAAUCGGCUCGCGUCGGCCUGGUUCACAUCCUCGGCGAGAUGGACAAGGCGGACCCGGCUCCCGCGGGCCGGAUGAGCGCGUACGCUCCGCAGGUUGAGGUGGUCGAGGUGCCCACGAAGUACAUCGGCAAGGUGAUCGGGAAAGGCGGCGAGCAGAUCAAGGCCAUCUGCGAGCAGACCAAGAUCGACACCAUCGACAUCAACGAGGAGGGAGUCGUCACCCUCACCGGUUCCUUUGGCUGCGACAUGCCCAAGGCGGUGGAGAUCAUCAGGAGCCUCACCGUCGAGCCCGAGGUUGGCAAGACGUACAGGAACGCGAGGGUGACCAAGGUUCUCGAUUUCGGCGCCUUCGUCGAGAUCCUCCCCGGCGUCGAGGGUCUGUGCCACGUCAGCGAACUGGACGUCACGCGCGUGGCGAACGUCCGCGACGUCGUCGAGGAGGGUCAGACGAUUGACGUGAAGCUGCUGGAGACGAACGAGCGCGGGCAGUUCAAGCUGAGCAGGCGCGCGGUGCUGCUCGACGAGGGCGGGGAGAAGGUCAGGCGGGAGCUGGCCGAGGCGAAGGUCGCCGCCGGCGGUGACGACGCCGACGACGCGCCGGGACGGGGAAGACCGCCGCCGAAGGCGAGACGCGGGCGAAGCCGCCUCCGGGAGUGA
Micromonas commoda is the source of this 2517-nucleotide messenger RNA. RefSeq lists its product with no specific name. Gene Ontology annotation, biological process: mitochondrial mRNA catabolic process; mitochondrial RNA 3'-end processing. Gene Ontology annotation, cellular component: chloroplast stroma; mitochondrion; cytosol. Lineage: Eukaryota; Viridiplantae; Chlorophyta; Mamiellophyceae; Mamiellales; Mamiellaceae. The record is from RefSeq and is a predicted model, not a curated record. Gene Ontology annotation, molecular function: 3'-5'-RNA exonuclease activity; polyribonucleotide nucleotidyltransferase activity; RNA binding. The transcript has 3 exons. Bases 1 to 2517 code for a protein of 838 amino acids.